UGAAACAUUGAGUAGUCUUAUUUAUUUAUACGGACAAAACGUCAUCGUUUGCGAAAUUGCAAUUAUUUUUAUCCAAUAAUAAAAAACAAACCGAACCCUAACUUGUCACGGUUUAUUUUGAUUUUGCGUUCUUACAUUACAUUACAGACACAGGAAUCUCGUAUCUCUCUGCAAUUCAAUUCUUCAUCUUUCUUCAACACAAACUAUUUCUCUCAGUUCAAAUCUAAUUUUUCUUAGAAAAUUUCGUCGCAGAUAUGAUUUUCAACUAAUUAACUUAAUCUGCAUGUCAAUGGUAUCUAUCAUGGAAAAGGAACGAACUCGUAAACGACCUCGUCUCGCUUGGGAUGCAGCUCCACCUCCCUCAAUUCCACCGGCACAGAGAAUUUCGGCGGUGGUUGGUCAUGAAGGAAUCGAAAAAAAGUAUGCUUCGCCGCCGAGGAGAGACGAUGAUCGCGAUGGCCAUUAUGUCUUUAAUCUCGGCGAAAAUCUCACUCCUAGAUAUAAAAUUCUCAGCAAAAUGGGUGAAGGCACCUUUGGUCGAGUUUUGGAAUGUUGGGAUCGCCAAACAAGAGAUUAUGUAGCUAUCAAGGUAAUUAGAAGCAUCAAGAAAUAUCGCGACGCAGCAAUGAUCGAGGUUGAUGUACUUGAACGUCUUACGAAGAGUGAUGUGGGAUGCUCACGCUGUGUACAGAUCUUAAAUUGGUUUGAUUACCGGAAUCACAUAUGCAUUGUUUUUGAGAAGCUUGGACCAAGCUUAUUUGAUUUUCUAAAGAGAAAUAAAUACUGCCCAUUCCCUGUGGAUCUUGUUCGUGAAUUUGGACGACAGCUUUUGGAAUCUGUAGCAUAUAUGCAUGAACUGCGCCUAAUCCACACUGACCUGAAGCCUGAAAACAUACUUCUUGUUUCAUCUGACUAUGUAAAAGUUCCUAGUUGUAAGAGGGUUUUGUCAGAUGAAACACAAUUUAGGUGCUUGCCCAAGUCUAGUUCUAUUAAGCUGAUUGAUUUUGGAAGUACUGCAUUUGCAAAUCAGAGCCAUAGCUCCAUUGUUUCUACAAGGCAUUACAGAGCCCCUGAGGUUAUCUUAGGUCUAGGGUGGUCAUCCCCAUGUGAUUUGUGGAGUGUUGGAUGUAUUCUCAUCGAAUUAUGCACGGGAGGAGCGUUAUUUCAGACUCAUGAAAAUUUGGAGCACCUGGCAAUGAUGGAGAGAGUUUUGGGACCCUUACCACAGCAUAUGGUUCAAAGAUCUAAGGGUGUCGAAAAGUAUUUCAAGCGUGGAUCACGACUAAGAUGGCCUGAAGGAGCUGUUUCAAGAGAGAGCAUAAAUGCAGUGAAGAAGCUUGGUCAUCUCAAGGAUAUUAUAUCAAGUCAUGUCGAAUCUUCAAGGUCCUUAUUAACUGAUUUGUUAUAUGGCUUAUUAACAUAUGAUCCGGCCAAACGUAUUACUGCUCGCGAAGCCCUUGAUCAUCCUUUCUUUAGAAUUCCAACUUAAAAGCCAAAUGCCUUUUGUGGCGGGAUGACUCCCAUUUUAAUGAUUAUCAAUGCACGGGGUACAAUUUUGCUUUAAAUGGAUUUAUCAUUUAUUGCAGUGGUUUAGUCGCGUUGAAAAUAUUUUUUUUAUCAUGAUUCGUUUGAUUCAACAAACUGUAUUUGAAAUGGAUUGGUGGGAUAAGAACUCCAUGCUACAGAACAUAGUUACUGGAUAGAGGUAUUAUGUUGUGCUCGAGAAGGUGAAGUUUAAAAAGUAUCAAUAACAUAAUGCCGAAAAUUUGAAUGUAUCCAAACGUUGAAUAUUUUGAUCAUUCAGAUGGCACUUUGGUAAGCUUGACUCUCCCGGGCCAUCAUCAUUUGAAAGUUAAUUUUUGAGCUAUU
This is a messenger RNA of Trifolium pratense (red clover), 1869 nucleotides long. Its product is annotated as serine/threonine-protein kinase AFC3. Gene Ontology annotation, biological process: protein phosphorylation. NCBI's taxonomy places the organism in Eukaryota, Viridiplantae, Streptophyta, Magnoliopsida, Fabales, Fabaceae. The transcript has 12 exons. The record is from RefSeq and is a predicted model, not a curated record. The coding region runs from base 284 to 1489 and encodes 401 amino acids. Gene Ontology annotation, cellular component: nucleus. Gene Ontology annotation, molecular function: protein kinase activity; ATP binding.